Messenger RNA from Fusarium redolens, 1590 nucleotides. RefSeq lists its product as uncharacterized. The coding region runs from base 98 to 1384 and encodes 428 amino acids. Gene Ontology annotation, cellular component: nucleus. The transcript is spliced from 2 exons. Lineage: Eukaryota; Fungi; Ascomycota; Sordariomycetes; Hypocreales; Nectriaceae. Gene Ontology annotation, biological process: DNA alkylation repair; DNA repair. The record is from RefSeq and is a predicted model, not a curated record. Gene Ontology annotation, molecular function: ubiquitin binding; dioxygenase activity; zinc ion binding.
ACGUCUUCCAAACUGCGAAAUGCCGGCGCGUCUGUUAAAGAGCACUUUCAGUUACGGCGCAUGAAAUCGAUACUAUUGGAUAUACGUGGACCAAACUAUGAAAGCUUUUUUGACACGUCCCAAGCGGAAAUUAUCUCCUGAGCUUCAAAAAAAAAUAUCGGAACCAGAAGAGUCAACCGAAGUCAAGUUGGCUUUACUAUCGUCUUUGCAUCCUCAGCUUGAUCAAGAUACCUUGCUCGAUAUCUUACUGGCACAUGAUGGGUGUGUAUCCGAGGCAUCAGCGUCGCUUAAAGUCCAGGCCCCGGUGAAGAAGGGCACUCGAGUCAUUGGAUACCAGCAAUCCUUGAAACAAUAUGCAACCCCAAGUGACUCAACUUCUUUGAGCACUACACCUAAAAAGAAGAAAUUAAAGUCAAAAGCCGGAAGCACUUUACAUCUUUUUGAUCCAGAAGACGUGGCUGAACAUACUCCGUGCACGAUUAUUCACAACUUCUUACCACCUGAAGAAGCCAACGAGUUACUGCAAGAAUUACUUGAAGAAUCAAAAACCUUCGAAAAGAUCACAUUUCAACUAUUUGAGAACGUAGUAUCAAGUCCCCAUACGUCAAGCUUCUAUGUUGAAAGCUAUGACGAGAUUGAGCGCCAGAAAACCGAGUACCACUACAACGGUGGCCGACUUACGGAUGUCCGGCGCAUCACACCUCAGCUUAUCAAGGUCAAGCCAAAAGUCCAAGAAGCUGUCAAUUCCGAGAUUCAGAAACGAAUUAAAACUCGAUAUCCUGGCGGUAAAAAGUUGAAAUAUCAACCUCCGAAUCCUUGGGUUCCAAACUCGGCCUUUGUGAACGCCUACACCGGUCCACAACAGAAUGUCGGCUGGCAUAGCGACCAUCUCACAUAUCUUGGACCUCGUGCCGUCAUUGGAUCGAUCUCGCUAGGCGUUGCUCGCGAAUUUCGUGUCAGACGGAUAAUACCAAGAGACAGCGAUACGAAAACGGUUCAAGAACAAGAUGCAGAAGGCCAGAUAUCGAUACACCUACCACACAACUCUCUUCUCGUGAUGCAUGCCGAGAUGCAGGAAGAAUGGAAGCAUAGCAUCGCGCCGGCGUCAUCGAUUGAUCCACAUCCUAUCUCUGGCACGACUCGUAUCAACAUUACGUACCGAGACUAUAAAGCAAAUCUGCAUCCAAAACUCACACCCAAGUGUCGAUGUGGGCUGCCGUGUGUUUUGAGAGCUGUGACGAAGAAGAAAGAGAAUUUUGGAAAAUACUUUUGGAUGUGUUAUGCCAACUCUCCUGGACAGCAGAACUGCGGGUUCUUUCAGUGGGCUGAGUUUGAUGAUGAUGGGAACCCUCAGUUCAAGAAAGUGAUUGGUACUAAGACUUAGCAUAUGCGAUUGAAUAAUAUGAUAUUGCUAUUUAAUCGCUCCCACCUCUUUUCGAAGCUGUUGUGCAAGAUUGGAACAAGUUUUUGUCUGACCAACAGAAUCCUAUUUGACUCGAGUCUUAUCCAGCAUCAAUCUCGAGACAUGUCAGUAAGAUGUAUCAAGAUAGCAUGCAUGAAAUGUUGUGUUCUUUUUUACGAGCUUCUGGC